GCAAAAUAGUAGUAAAAGUCCAAACUUUUAAUAAGAAUAGCACCUUUUUUUUAGAAGCACGAGCUCUUGUACUGAAGAAAAGAAAGUCUGAGAACUACAAAUCUAAGAAUAAACCUUUAGCAAGCAAUGAAAAGGACGCCAAUAGAUGGUUUGAUAUGAUCGAAGAAGAACAAACACGAAGAGACACAAUGGUCUUGGGAAAACAGGUUGAAAAAGCUGCCCUGACAGAGAGUAAUAUAGAAAAUGAAGAAGUAGAUGAAGUAACAGCUCAUAUUAACAUUGCAGAUGAUGAAAAAAUGGAGACUUUAUCACAAAAUGAUGAAACACUAGAAGAAAUAAUAGAAAAUAGCAGAAAUGAUAACAUGAGUCAAAAAGGGUUGGAUGAUUUAAUACGGCUAGACAAAAACAAUGAGAACGUACGGAAGGAUGUAUCAUCUGUAGAGGAAUUUUUUAAUGAAUCAAAUAACCAAAUACAAGAUCAUAACCCAAAUAAUAUAGAGUCGUUGGCUUCAGAUGAUAUAUAUAUGCAAGUACAACCACAAUUAUAUAAGGCUAAUGAGAAAUAUAUACAAACUGAUAAUGGAUUUACAAAAGAAUUCUAG
Molecule: messenger RNA, 602 nt
Organism: Racocetra fulgida
Lineage: Eukaryota; Fungi; Glomeromycota; Glomeromycetes; Diversisporales; Gigasporaceae
Source: the annotation of a GenBank genome assembly